AACAAAAACCCAAUCCCCAAAUAACCUCUUCAACCAACUGCUGCUUCAACCCAAUACCCAAUACCCCAGAAACGCCAGCCACAAACGCCAUCCAAACCGAUCCUCAGCCCCAGAGCCACCACAACCCACCACCGACGCACUACACACCUGACACCGCCACUGCCACCACCAGACCCAACUCAUAAACCCAGUAGCUGAACCAAAAAAAAAAAAAAAAACACAAUCCAAUGGCAACACAGCACAGCCAAAUCCAGCCAAAUCAAAAUCAAAACCAAAAUCAAAAUCCUAAAUCAAAAUCAAAAUCCAAAAUCCAAAAUCAAAAAUCAAACCCAUCUGUUCUCGCAAAACCCAAACCCAAACCCAUCUGUUCUCACCGGCAGCGAUGGCGAGAGAGAGAGGGUCGCUCGUCCACCCAUUCUCCUCCUUCACGCGCCCUGACACACUCGGCGAAGCCACCGCUCGCUUCAAGCGCAACCUCGGUCACUUCCGCGUGAACUACACGUUCAUCGCGCUCCUCAUCCUCUUCCUCAGCCUCCUCUGGCACCCGAUCUCCAUGAUCGUCUUCCUCGCCAUCUUCGUCGCCUGGUCUUUCCUCUACUUCCUCCGCGACCGUCCACUCCUCCUCUUCCACAUCACCGUCGACGACCGCAUCGUCUUGGCCUUGCUCUUCAUCAUCAUCAUCAUCUUCGACCCAAACGCCAAACACCACCCAAACGCCACCCAAUCACCACCCAAAUUCGACCCUCACGCCGGAAACCCACGACCUCCACGCCUCCACCACAGCUUUUCUGAUCAAGCCUCCACGCCGUUGCCUCCAUUCCGUUGAAGAAGAGAGAGCAGGAAGAAAGAGAGAGAAAAGAAACAGAAAAAAUGAGAGAGGAGAGAGGAGUUUACCGGGAUAAAUGAGAGAGG
Molecule: messenger RNA, 912 nt
Organism: Quercus robur (English oak)
Lineage: Eukaryota; Viridiplantae; Streptophyta; Magnoliopsida; Fagales; Fagaceae
Product: PRA1 family protein F3-like
Exons: 1
Coding region: 383-826 (147 amino acids)
Biological process (GO): vesicle-mediated transport
Cellular component (GO): Golgi apparatus; endoplasmic reticulum
Source: RefSeq, a predicted model, not a curated record